AGUAAUUAAUGACAGAAUUUUUCAUUUUAGGGUGAAUUAUCCCUUUUUAAUUGUGUGUAAUUGAUUCCGUCUCCUUGGCACUUGACCUUUAUUGCACGAAUGUACCCAUGUGAACAGUUGUACCCUUUCCAGUGGCAGUCCAGCAAGUUCUCAUUGGUAUAUCAAAGUUUCCAUGUUUGGAUGUGGCUUUACUAAUUCAACCAGGUGUCAGAAACUGAGAGGGAAGAUCUGGAAGAGUCGGAGAAGGUGCAGCAUUGGGUGGAGAGGCUCUGUCAAACCAGAUUAGAGCAAAUCUCCUCAGUUGAAAAUGAUUCUUCAGAGGUAAAAUCUGUCCAGUUCAAAUCCUGAUGUGUGCUGGUCUUCUAGUCCAUAGUUUGUUCAUUCAGAGUUCUAAGCAAUUAAAAUGUAACUUCAGAUGUCUCCAACCCGUUCCCCUGCAUCAACUGGUCCCACCAAUCGGAGGUUCCCUGGAGGCUUGACCUUGGCCACUACUGACCUUGAUGACAUCAACUUAGAUGAUGUGGACCAGAGUCUAAGGCAACCUUUGAAAAGACUUUCCCCAACCCCACCUACAUCCAACCAAGCUCCCCCUCCCUUACCACUCCCUCCACCCUCACCCCGUCUUUACCACACAUCCAACCAUCGGCCUCCUUCUCCAAGAACACAGCUCCCAAUGCAACCCAGUCCUAGACCAGCCCCUCAACGCCCACCUUCUCCACCAGCCUCAAGGGUACCCCUUUCCUCAAUAGGUCGUAGCCGACAACCUCCUGCCACCCCACUAUUCUCCUCCAGGGGUCUGUCCACAUCUCAGCCACCUCCCCCGCCACCACCUCCUCCACCACCACCGCCUCCUCCUCCACCACCUCCUCCACCCCUGCACAUGGAGGACAAGUACCAUGUAGGGUCGUCCAACUAUCCCCGCUCCCCAAGCUUAUCUGAACAGGGAAGAAGGUUUGGGGACAAUGGUUACCGACAGAGAGGGGGCUUCCACUCCACCAUUCCCAGUGAUCUCUCACACCCACCCAGCCCGAAGUCUGACCACAACCUGACGGUGAUGAGAAACACAUCUCAUGCUAGCAGGAUAUCCACCUCUAAUAAUCCACUGCAAAUUGCUCCCAGCCCUCCAAACCAGCGGAGACAGAUCAACCCUGUCAUGUCCAAACCCGUCAUGCUACCAAGUCAGACCUCACAUAGACCCACACUUCACUCUGAGACCAUGGUAAGAUGGCAAAUACCCAUGUGUGUACGUGCGAUGAUGAUGCAUGCAUACGAUACACAUUGGUUGGAUUGCUGUUUGACUCACUGAUUGUAAUGAGGUUUUUUCAAACUCAAGAGGAACAAACAGAUGUUGCUUUUACUGAUUGCACUGAUUAAGAAGGCGGAAACAGAAGGACAGAAGGGGAGAGAGGUGAAAUGGAGAUUUUUUUUUUUUAUCUGCGUACACCAUGAGACUUUCAGCAUUAAAAUGUCUUUGAUUGAUCGACCUGACAGACCUAGACCUGCUGUCCCCUUCUUCCUCCAGAUAGUCAGUCCUGCUCCAUCACAUCACAAAAGAAGCUAAUCGCUCUGCCCUGUCCUUGUGCCUCCUUAAUUAAAUAAAUGGGUGCUUGCCAAUUUUGUGGUUGUUUUAGAGGGGUAACAAGAAGGGCAAGAAAGGACAAGACCUUGUUGCCUUAAUGUGUCUCUUCAGCCUUUAUGUAUUAUUGUUAAAGGUUUUUGCUGAGGCUCAGGGUUAGAGAUUUGAUCAAGAUAACAGUUUUUUUUUUUAAUCACUAGGAUCCAUUUCUCAAUACUUAGGUCACCACACCUCACCUCACUUCACAUAGUGAGCACAACAGACAUCUAUGUGGGCUAAACUGUGGACCAUUUCCAUUGUUUCGGCACAAAAUACAUUAAAUUACUACAUUUUUAAAUUGCAUAAAUUGUCGACCUAUGCUAUUGUUAUAGAAGAUUAAAUUGAUGCGUAUGAAGUGUUUUGGUAGUUGUAGUGCGUAUUAGAUAUGAAAUAUACUGCUAUGAAAGUUGGUAAGGAGAACUGUGUGAAGAGUUUUGAAAAAGUGACCAAAGUAUUUGCCUAGUGAUUAUAAAAAUAAUGUAACCUUUGCUAAAGCCUAAUGAUCGGUCUUAUUUUUUUCACGCUAAUAUAAAGAAUCAUGUGUCCUUUCUCUCAAAGGAUCCAAUACUCUAUCACCUCACCAUCUUUACUGCACUCUAUGCAAUGGGAAAUCAGUGCAAUCGUUGUAUUUGUAAAGCUCACAGACACCUGAAUUCAUAGAUAAUUUACCACACUGAGGGCAAUCUUUUUAUGGCAUGUGAUGAGUGCAAGCAUUUAGUGUGUGUGUGUGUUAUUGUGCUGUGUUUUUAAGAGCCAGUCAUAAAUAUGUGUUUCAGCCCCCAGAGAUGCUCAAACGGAUGGUCACGUACAACACGUCCUUUAAAUCCAGCAAAAAACAAGUAA
This is a messenger RNA of Sinocyclocheilus anshuiensis, 2458 nucleotides long. RefSeq names its product WAS/WASL-interacting protein family member 3-like. The coding region runs from base 416 to 1306 and encodes 296 amino acids. Lineage: Eukaryota; Metazoa; Chordata; Actinopteri; Cypriniformes; Cyprinidae. The record is from RefSeq and is a predicted model, not a curated record. The transcript is spliced from 3 exons.